Pararge aegeria (speckled wood butterfly) is the source of this 1014-nucleotide messenger RNA. RefSeq names its product high choriolytic enzyme 1-like. The record is from RefSeq and is a predicted model, not a curated record. Bases 1 to 1014 code for a protein of 337 amino acids. Gene Ontology annotation, molecular function: zinc ion binding; metalloendopeptidase activity. Lineage: Eukaryota; Metazoa; Arthropoda; Insecta; Lepidoptera; Nymphalidae. The transcript is spliced from 6 exons. Gene Ontology annotation, biological process: proteolysis.
AUGCUGCGGAUAGGUGUGUUGCUCUGCCUUGUCGGGCUUGCCAUCAGUAGCCCCCCCGUUUCGAAGACAAGAGAGCAGAUACAAGCAUUCCGGGAGGCUUUGGAAAAUAGCAGAAUUGAUGAUGGAGUUCGGUUAGAUUCUCGUAUUCUGGCCAACCCGAAAGCAAAUGUUUGGGAGAACAGUGGAAAGUACCAAGGCGAUAUCGUACUGGAUGACGAUCAAGUUGAAACCCUAGUAGCUGAUUAUGCUGGGGCUACAAGUAGCAACAGAGCUGCUCUGGUCACGCCUAACACUAGGUGGCCUGGCAACGUCAUGAUUUACGAAUUCGGAGCUAACGAAUUUAAUAAUGCAGAACGGGAUCUCAUUUUGAGAGGGAUGGGUUGGGUCGAACAUUUCUCCUGCGUGCGGUUCCGAAGACGUCAACCUCAUGAACGUAACUUCGUUUUAAUCACUGGGAGGCAAACUGGAUGCUACGCACACGUUGGAUUUUCGAGCAACCGCGGCGCCCAUACACUUAACUUAGCUCGUCGAGGAUGUCUGAACAACAUUAUCAUCAUCCACGAACUGCUCCACAACCUCGGGUUCUACCACAUGCAGUCCGCCUACGAGAGGUACAAUUACGUACGCAUAAACUGGAACAACAUUGUACAAGGCAUGGCACACAAUUUUUACCGCUACAAUCGGAACAUGGUGAACCUCUUAAGCCUUCCGUAUGAGUACCAGAGCUGCAUGCACUACAGUACCCAUGCAUUCAGCAGUAACGGACAACCAACUAUUACAGCUACAAGGAGUUUCCCGGGAACCAUGGGACAUAUGGUUUACGUCACUCACUGGGACUGGGUGAGGCUUCGCAGGCACUACAACUGCCCUGGGGCAUGGGAUGAAAGGCAGAUACAAGAGCUGAAGGAAGAGGUCGACCGCACCCUCCCACUGAUGAUCGCUGCACCACCGACCACGGAUGACGUUCAAGAUGACAACGAAGUAAACACUGUUAACGAAAAUGAUAUUCAAUAA